Molecule: messenger RNA, 2862 nt
Organism: Nematocida ausubeli
Lineage: Eukaryota; Fungi; Microsporidia
Exons: 1
Coding region: 1-2862 (953 amino acids)
Source: RefSeq, a predicted model, not a curated record
AUGGGGAGUUCGCAACUAGGAGAAAGUGUAAUGAGAUCAAUAGAGCGGAAACUGCCUAUAGCAGGGAUAAAUUUCUCUGUUAUAGCUGCAGGAGCACUAUUUUCAUACACAGAAAGAGGAAGGGCCAUGCUAACUGUUUUAAAACAGGGCGCAGUGCUUGAUUUUCUGCUUUUAACGAUGACAAUCACACUUGUUUUAAUGAAGGCAGUUGCGUAUGCAUAUGAAACAGAAGAAGUAUACAGCAAUAAGCAAAAAAAGAAUCUUGCUAUGUUAGAGACUGUCCUGGGCACGCUUGGGGUGGUUAUCUUGGGAGGUGUGGCAGCAAGUCCAAUGUGCAUGAUUAUGGCAGUAGGCACAGCCUUUAUGCUUAGAGGAGAGAAGAUGUUUAAGCACUUGGCUUCAAUCAUUGGAGCAGUGGGUUUAGCGGUGUUUGUAAUGAGCAACCCAAAUAUGCCGCCUUAUGUGUAUACAGUUCUGAUCUCUGCAGGAGUCUCUUUCUGCAUUCUUGGAAUGCUUAGGCUGGAGACAAUUGUAAAGAACCAAAGUGCCACAAUGCUUGUGCACUACUUCACACUGGUGAGUAUCAUUCUGGCAGCACUUAUAUACAGCCCGCUUGCAUUUAUUAUGCUUCCAUUAGUUCUUUUCUGCGCAAUUAACUCGCACUAUCUGGAUGAGAACGUACAAAAGAUACCGGGCGUUGGAUAUGUGUACAGAAAGAUUGUAGGUCUACUUAAGAAGCCAAGUAGAAUAUACAUGGUAGCUAUUAGGCUGACAAAAGUAUUAAUACCAACAGUAGUGAUAGGCAUGGGGGUACUGUACUUCUCUGCAUGGUAUACAGACAAUCCGAUUAUAUUAAGCCAGCUAGGAAUUAAGGUUACAAACGAGUCCCCAAUCUUUGCAACCAUAUCAAGUGGCCUUGGAUAUGUAGUGGACAGCAGUAUUUAUGUAGUGAACACGGUGUACAUGGCACUGAGACCAAGAGCAGUGGGAGAGUACAUUUUGAAAUCGAUAGGAGUAGAUCCGUUGGAGGUGUCUAACUCUAAUAGAAUCUUUGUGCAGAUUGCAUCGGUUGUCUAUAAGGCACUUGUUUUCAUGGAUAGCAUUUUAGCAUCUAUUGUUGUGUUUGCCGGUGCAAUUGUAAAUGUGCUAGCAGGUAUAGUAUGUGCUGUGGCCCUCAAGCCAUUAAAGAUAUAUGGAUUCGUACUAAAUCUAGGCAAGUGGGCUCUGUCCAAGGUGCUGUACGUGAUAGACACACUUUUGUACUACUGCCUGGGAAUUACUACAAAUCUGUAUGCUGUAACUUCGCCAAAUGCGCAGCCAGCACCAAGCAUUUUGUCCCGGGCAGCUAGCGUUGUACUCUAUCCGCUUACUUUGAUGAAGAUGCUUUUCAGGAAGACACCAACAGGCGCAGGGACUACUGUAUCUGGGCGCAGCACUGGAAAUGCACUAACAGCUGUAUAUGGGCUUUUGAUAAACGUACUUUUUGUGCUGUUUGGUGCAUACUCUUGCAUGUUCUUCACUACCAACGGAAAGGACAUGGCAUCAACAAAGACCAUUUCCUUUGAGAGCUAUGGAGUAUCCCCAGUCAUGGGAGAUAGACCGCUAAGCAUAGACAAAGAGCUAGUUAAUGUCAGAAGAGACACCUUCUAUCAGAAGUUCUUCGAUGCAUACUGCGAGACUGCAACUGUGUUUACUGAUGUUAAUGGGAAUGGAGCGUUCUUAGAGGAGGAAUUUGUAAACAAGACCUUAAAGUCAGGAUAUAAUCCAAUGAAUCAAUACACAAACGACCAAAUAUGCAAGCCUGUUGCAUCAUUCCAAGAGGAGUUCCAGGAGAAAAUCCGGAAAAUAGGGGCAAUUGCAGCAAGUUUCACCGCGGAUGAGAAGGCAGCACUGAAGAGCAUUCUGCAGUACUUCCCCAAAGUCCGUGGAAAGAAGGGAAUGUCUGUCCAGGAGAAGGACCUUGAGAAUGAUCUGAAGGAUGCCUUAAAGGCCAAAAAAGACCCAAAGAAAAUAAAGCCAACGGCCCUUGAGAAUAUAUUGGGGCUGAAAAAGAGCGCAAAGGAAGUCCAAAAACUGGCAGACCAGAAAUACAUAAAGGCCAAGGUACACAUGGUAGAGUACUACAGAAAGUACUACUACAACUUCUAUAUUCUUGCGCAGUACUUCUUAGACAACAUGAAUCCGUCUAUUCUACAUGCAGUCUCAUCUUCUGCUGUUGAAACAUACAAUGCAGUGCUUCCAACCAACUACAGUGAUAUAUCCGACGAGUAUCUCAAAACAAUUGUACAGUUAAGAACUGCAAUUAUUAAGAAAGAGCUGCCUUUCCUGACAGAAGUGCAGGCUGCAGCUCGGCACCACAAAACUCUUCUUCGCAAGAUGGAGGCAGAGGGAGUGAUACAGAAAGGAGAAAAGCAAAAGGAAGGAUUCUUCUUGAAUGGGCUUGGAAAGUGCCUAGACUACAACUCCGUCUUGGAGGAGGACACAGACCUUUUCGUGUACCAUGAAAAGAUCAGCUUAGAGAAAGACGCGCAGUUCAUUUACUUCAAGUCUUCAGUUUCUACAACCCCAAAGCCAAGUAGAAGUCCUUUCAUAAUCGGAAGCAGCACGGAAAUUGACUUAUCUAUAAAGAAUGCUGAGAGCACUGUUGUAUCAAUCUCUGUUAAUGACACUCCCGUAUGUGCUAGAGUUAUUCCAGCAGAUAGAACAAAGAACGUGCUCAUAGACAUGAAAAUACCGCUAGAGACAAUUAGAAAAUCCAGUAUAAGUAAUCCAAGCGAUGCCAGCCUUGCUAAGAUUACUGUGCGUAUGUUCAUAGGACACGCAUCACUUCUUAGCACAAAUACAUACCAGAUAGAGCUGUAA